CCAUAAAUGUCCGCAACAAAAAGUGAAAUGCCUGCGGAUGUGGCAUCUGUAACAGAUAGUUCGGCUGCGUCGCCUGCAUUCCCGCUGAUAGGUGAUUUUCUCGAGGAGUUUCUCAAAUGCCAAGUCUGCUGCACUAAUUACAAUGAGACGACAAAGCUGGCUCGUGGUUUGCAUUGCGGACAUACGUUCUGCACGGAAUGUAUCAAAACAAUGCAAAAAUACGGAAAUUCGGCGUAUUUGGAGUGCCCGUCGUGUCGCGCGGAGACUAAAUGUGAUAUCGCGGCUGUUUCGACCAAUUUUGCGAUUAUGGAAUUGAUUCGAAAAUGUGGUUUCCUUGGACCGGAGAAGCCUGAAGAGCCGCCAAUGAAACAAGCCGCCCAACCACAAUUGGAGCAAACGAUUGACGAGCUGAUCGAUGAAGGAUAUCGACUUUUGAUUGCUGACGUGAAAGCGGAUCUGAUGGCAAAAUUCGAGCAACUUCGCGAUGUAUCAAAAACUAGUACAAUUGAAGCCACGAAGGCAGACCUCGAAGUUUUGUGCGAUUCAGUGAAAGAAGCUGUAUAUGAAGCUGAUUUGGAAUAUUCCUAUGAUGAAGAGGAAUCAGAUGAAGAUGAAGAAGAGAAUGAAGACGAAGAAGAUGUCGAGGAGGAAGAAGAAAAGCCUUGCGCUGAAAAGAAAAGUCCUGCUCAGCCAGAACGAAGCUCGUCUCUCGUGCGAGGAUUCCAGAUCGGUCUCAGUCGGCUUUUCAGAAACCGAAGAAUUCACACGGAGCACCUUCAAGUCGACCACGGAGCGAUCGCUACCAAAUUGGAAACCAGAGCCGCUUGUACAGAAAAAUCUGAUAAUGUGAAAAAAUAAAUAUUGCUUGUAAAUAUCCAGUCAUCGCUAUUUUUAACUUAUUUUCGAGAUAACUUUUUGCAUGUAAAUAAAUAAUCGAAGACGGGCAA
Molecule: messenger RNA, 947 nt
Organism: Caenorhabditis elegans
Lineage: Eukaryota; Metazoa; Nematoda; Chromadorea; Rhabditida; Rhabditidae
Gene: C06A5.8
Product: RING-type domain-containing protein
Exons: 6
Coding region: 7-858 (283 amino acids)
Molecular function (GO): metal ion binding
Source: RefSeq, marked reviewed